AAGCAGCACAGCGUCAGUCGCGCUGCUCACACACACGAUCUGACGGCUGGGGAGACACAGCCAGCAGUCUGAACCGCCAGGUGACCUCCGAUGCUCCUCUCCCCCGCCGCCCUGCGCUGCUUCGCGGAUUAGCUGCUCCAGGAGAGUCGCUGUGCGGCUUCGCAGCGUUUCGCCACUUUUGGGAUUACAGACAAACGGAUCGUUAAACCGCCGCCGUCGUUAGAACACAACGGAUGUCAGUGUGGUGGGUAGAGAUGGGAGAGGGUUUGGGGCCACUCUCCCCUGUAGGAUGGUAGCCGACAGCACAGUAGAAGGCCAUGACAAGACCCACUUGUCAAGCUCAUUGUCGUCUUCCUCAUCCUCAUCAUCGUCCUCAUCGUCCUUCUCCUCAUCCUCAUCCUUGUCUUCAUCAUCUUCUCUGUCCUCCGCCUCCUCCUCCUCCUCCUCCUCGUCAUCAUCACUUCGUCCGGAGUUGGAGCAGCUUCAGGGUCAGGCCAGUCCGAGCCCCAACCCGAGAACCGUCCCCUCCGUGUAUCUGACUCACUUCCGGACUUUCUCCAGCAAGGAGGACUGCAAGAUCAUCACCGACACAGCGGCCAAGCUCGAGCGCUGCGGCUUCUACUGGGGCCCUCUUGGGGUGGAGGACGCCCACCGCAUGCUGAGGGACGCACCCCUGGGCAGCUUCCUCAUCCGAGACAGCCGCCAGAAGGACGUCUUCUUCACGCUGUCCUACCACGCCAAGAGCGGGCCGGUCAGCGUGCGCAUCGACUACAAGCGGCAGAAGUUCUCACUGGCGGGCAACGAGCGCUCCUUCCCGACGCUCUUUGCCCUCUUGGAGCAUUACAGCAACUCUCCCAAGAAGAGCCUGAGCGUCCCGUACAGGAAAUGGGAGCCGACGCUGCAGGAGAUAUGCAGGAAGCGCAUCAUGCAGGUGUGCGGAGGAGCGAGCCGGGUUUCAGAGCUGCCAGUCACGCACGUGGUCCAAGGCUUUCUGAUGGAAUUCCCCUACAAACUGUGACCAGCUUGCCUUAUAAAGUCCUGACGGUGUUACUUUUAAUCACAAGAAGGCAGCUUUUACCAAGUAACUGUGAACUGGAGGGGUUGGUGAUGCCUGUCCAUCAUGUAUUGGAAUCUGCGUCGCCACGGUUACACAUGAAAUUCACUUUUGCGCUGAAGCAGUUUCUGAAGAGACCUUACCACCACGGUCAUGUACCAGCAGCCUCCAGAUGGACGGUGUUCCUGCAUGACAUUUCAACGCACGUUACCUCUAGAGACUCAUCCCCCACUUGCACAUGGACAGAACGCCGUUUGGGCUUGAGGAAGUACAAAAAGUGUGCUGCAUUAAGAGUAAACUACAGACACAACAGAGCUUUUACAGAGAUAAAAAAACUUGCAGGGGAGACGGUUCCUCUGGAAACUGAAGGGUUCGCUGUUGCCCAGAAAUGUUGUCGAAGGACAUUAGAAGGAUGGACUUUUAAAUAUCUUGAGUCGUGGUGGAGGGUACGACUGAAACCACCGCUGACGGCGGCCGGCACCGGGGAGAUUUAUUUUUGUAGCAAAUUUAAAUACUCUAAUAUUGCGGAAUGUUUACAUCACACAUGAAUGUCUGUCAGCACUGAAAGCUCGAAUAUGUCCUGAGCUGUUAAGUCUGAUACUUACCUGUACUGUAUUUGGAGGCACGACACCUCUUACAUGUGACAUCAUUUUUAGAAAAAAGUUCCUAUUAUAUUUUAAAUAAAAAUGUAUUUAAACUUA
This is a messenger RNA of Stegastes partitus (bicolor damselfish), 1755 nucleotides long. RefSeq names its product suppressor of cytokine signaling 1a (gene socs1a). NCBI's taxonomy places the organism in Eukaryota, Metazoa, Chordata, Actinopteri, Pomacentridae. The record is from RefSeq and is a predicted model, not a curated record. Gene Ontology annotation, biological process: intracellular signal transduction; phosphatidylinositol phosphate biosynthetic process. Gene Ontology annotation, cellular component: phosphatidylinositol 3-kinase complex. The coding region runs from base 290 to 1018 and encodes 242 amino acids. Gene Ontology annotation, molecular function: 1-phosphatidylinositol-3-kinase regulator activity. The transcript has 2 exons.